UUUAAUUGAUAAUCAGAUUCAUUUGGAGAGAUUAGAAGAAGAACCGGUGAAAAAAAGAGAAGUAAAGAAGUAACUACUCAAGUUAAGAUGGCAGAUCACUCCCAAAGCAUGAGCUACAAUGCUGGUGAGGCCAAGGGCCAGGCCGAGGUAAAGAAGGAUCAAAUGGUGGACAAGGCAUCCGGGGCUAUGCAAUCUGCAAAGGAAUCAUGCCAACUGGCCGGCCAGCAGAUGAAGGAGAAGGCACAAGGAGCUGCUGAGACUGUGAAAGAAGCAACUGGAAUGAAGAAAUGAACUUACUUAAAUUGAUCGAUGGAACAAUCAGUUGUCAUGUUUUUUGUCUGCUAGUAUAUUCAGUCUUGUUAGAUUGCUCUAAGGCUAAAAUUUUGAUUGAGUUUAUUAUGUUGCCAAAAAGAAGAAAGUUUCUUUUCUUAUUUCAUGCCUGUCGGACAACGUGACUAGAGAAAAAUGGAAUCAGGAGAAAUC
Messenger RNA from Papaver somniferum (opium poppy), 483 nucleotides. RefSeq lists its product as uncharacterized. Lineage: Eukaryota; Viridiplantae; Streptophyta; Magnoliopsida; Ranunculales; Papaveraceae. The record is from RefSeq and is a predicted model, not a curated record. The transcript is spliced from 3 exons. Bases 88 to 291 code for a protein of 67 amino acids.